AUGGCCCGAUAUGAAGCUACAAUCUAUGACGACAUAUCAGGUAAUGUGAGCAACUGCAAAAGCCUUUCGCAUCAUGACGGAGCGAGGGCAGUAUUGAAGCUUUGGAAAACCGGCUUGAGCCAAAAAAUGGCGGCUACUGAAGUAAUCAAGCAUACUAGGAGGGGGCUAAUUAGGUCUACCCUUCUGACUGGAUCUCUGGUACCCAAGUGGAUGCAGAAUGGCCAUGACUUUGGUGAACGUGGCCGGGAGCUGGCUUUUGACCAAAUAAUGGUACAGCUCUUAAAUCUUCGCCACGAGGUUCAUCAUCUCUGUCGCAAGCACGGCGACGUACACGGAUUCGAUUCAGACAAAAUCACACCGAGAGCUCUGGAAUUAUUCGAUGAACUUCGGGAUAUCGACGGCGCACUGCAGGACUGGAAGGCACAUUUUCCACGCGGUUGGACUUAUCGAACCGCCUAUUCUGACAGUGAGCUUUCUGGAAAUAGAACGGAUACUGCCCCGUGGACUGUCUACAGCUACACGAGCCCGGUGCAUGCAUGGACCUGGAAUCAGUAUAUCACAACUUGCAUGCUGAUUGACAGUACACGCAUCAGAAUUCUGGACAUUUGCCAGAACCCGAGCGCGGAUGAGUAUUCUCGGAAAGAGCAACUCAAGCAGUGCACUUCUCGCAUUCACACCAUGUGUGAUCAGCUGGCUGCCAAUAUACCCUACUGUUUACAGCGAUUCAAGCCUAGUAAUAGUCGCACCUCCGAAGAAAGAGAACUGGAUCACAUCUGGUAUAGUUCAGACCGAAAGAUCAAGCCUUAUGCCGCCAAUCAAUUAAUCUGGCCGGUUGGGAUCGCUGCAGGUAUCAGCAACAUGGAUCCAAAGCAGCGGGAAUGGUUCAAGUCCAUGCUAGGGGCCUUGGGGAGGAUAACAGGGUUGGGAGUUAUUGCGUGUGCAGAUACGAACAACUGGCUAGAGCUUUGA
Molecule: messenger RNA, 969 nt
Organism: Exophiala aquamarina CBS 119918
Lineage: Eukaryota; Fungi; Ascomycota; Eurotiomycetes; Chaetothyriales; Herpotrichiellaceae
Exons: 1
Coding region: 1-969 (322 amino acids)
Source: RefSeq, a predicted model, not a curated record